Pipistrellus kuhlii (Kuhl's pipistrelle) is the source of this 3981-nucleotide messenger RNA. It is a transcript of the gene SLC6A15, whose product is annotated as solute carrier family 6 member 15. The record is from RefSeq and is a predicted model, not a curated record. Gene Ontology annotation, molecular function: proline:sodium symporter activity. The coding region runs from base 848 to 3007 and encodes 719 amino acids. Gene Ontology annotation, cellular component: plasma membrane. Gene Ontology annotation, biological process: L-leucine transport; sodium ion transmembrane transport. Lineage: Eukaryota; Metazoa; Chordata; Mammalia; Chiroptera; Vespertilionidae. The transcript is spliced from 13 exons.
CCGCAGCCCGUGCACACGGGCGGGUCCGGCUCCUGGGCGCCUCCAUCUCACACACACACACACACACACACACACACACACACACACACACACACCACACCACACACUCGCCUCGCGCGCUGCAUCUCGCGCUCCUUCCCAGCGGCUCGCAGGCCCGGCGAGUCCCUGGGUGCCAGCCUCUGGGCAGCGACCCGCUACCCGCCCGGGACCCGCCCCAGGCAGCGGCCAGCCCUCUCCCUCCGCCUCCAUCGCAGCCACCGGCCCCGACCACCUGGCCCGCCGCUCCGGUGGGACGUGGAAGCGGCACGAGGAGCCGGUUGGACCCGCUAACGGUCUUACAGGCAGACCCAGGCCCUAGUCUGCACCACCAUUGUGUGGCUCCCUACGCAGAAAGCCAGAGGACUGAAGGCUUUGCUUUAUGCACUUGGUUUUUGAAGCGGUUGUCCAGCCUCAGACAAAGACAUUCUCUGACCAAGCAGCCCCGCCCAGAUCCUGACCCCGCCAGGCCCCCUGCUGCCAGAACUAGCAGGAUGCUGAUACAGACCUACUUGUCUUCAGAGCCUACUCCUGGGCUUGACUUGUAAUAGCUUCUUAACUAGUACUCUGAAGCCUGGUUUUUCCUUGAAGGUACAGUACCAGCAUUGCUCUCAAUACCUGCAGCAUAUUGGACACACAGAUUCAGGAUCCAUAAGACUUUAUCACCUUGAAACAAGGAUUUAUUUGAUAUCGUCCUCUACCUUUUGUUUAUAUUAACUAAAUUAUUUUUUAAGAGAAUUAACAAAUUUGCCAUAAGAGAAUUUAAGAAAAAUAAUACAAUCUGCACUUUUCAAUUCCUAAAAAUAGCAAGAUGAUAAAAAAUGAAUUAGAAGAUGAGAUUAUUGAAUCUGCCAAAGACCUUUCCAAUGAAGACGCAGCCGAUGAUGCUUUAAAGAAAAGUGAACUAGAGGUUGAUGUCCAAAAAGAGAAACAUACAGAUGCUAACAUCACAGAUAAAAGACUAAGUUGGACCAAUAGGCUACAAUACAUCCUGGCCCAAGUUGGAUUUUCUGUAGGUCUAGGAAAUGUGUGGCGAUUCCCAUACCUAUGUCAGAAGAAUGGGGGUGGUGCAUAUCUUUUGCCCUUUCUUGUAUUGCUUAUGAUAAUAGGUAUUCCACUUUUUUUUCUGGAACUUGCUGUGGGGCAAAGAAUUCGGCAAGGAAGCAUCGGUGUGUGGAAUUACAUAAGCCCUAAAUUGGGUGGUAUUGGAUUUGCAAGUUGUUUUGUGAGCUUCUUUGUGGGUCUCUACUACAAUGUCAUCAUUGGCUGGAGUGUGUUUUAUUUUUCUCAGUCUUUUCAGUAUCCUCUACCUUGGCAUCAGUGUCCUUUGGUGAAAAAUGCUACACAUACUUUGGUAGAGCCAGAAUGUGAAAAAAGUUCUGCCACCACCUAUUACUGGUACAGAAAAGCGUUGGAUGUUUCUGGUUCCAUUUCUGAAAGUGGGGGCUUAAACUGGAAGAUGACCAUCAGCUUGCUGGUUGCCUGGUCCCUGGUUUGCUUUGCUAUGAUCAAAGGCAUUCAGUCUUCUGUAAAAAUUGUGUAUUUUAUUACUCUGACUCCAUAUGUGGUACUUAUAUGUUUCCUAUUCAGAGCACUCUUUCUAAAAGGUUCACUUUAUGGCAUCCGCCAUAUGUUUACCCCUCAGCUUAAGAAAAUGCUGGCGCCCCAAGCCUGGAGGGAAGCUGCUACUCAGGUGUGCUUAGCACUCGGCCUGGGAUUUGGUGGUGUCAUCGCCUUUUCAAGCUACAACAAGGAAGACAACAACUGCCAGUUUGAUGCUAUGCUGGUGCCCUUAAUCAAUUUUUUUACUUCUGUCUUGGCCACAUUGGUGGUGUUUGCAGUUCUUGGCUUCAAAGCAAACAUUGUAAAUGAGAGAUGCAUUGGAGAAAAUACUAAAAUGAUUGACAUAUUUUUGAAAAUGGGCAACAUUUCUCAGGCUAUCAUUCCCUCUCACAUCAACUUCUCAGCUAUUACUGCAGAAGGUUAUCACGAAGUUUAUGACAUCAUUAAAAGGGCGAAAAGGGAGGAGUUUCCUGCUCUUAAUCUACAAUCCUGUUAUGUUGAAGAUGAGCUAAAUAAAGAGGUCCAGGGAGUUGGUUUAGCUUUCAUUGCCUUUACAGAAGCAAUGGAUCAUUUCCCUCUAUCUCCCUUCUGGUCAGUGUUGUUCUUCCUCAUGGUAAUAAAUAUAGGCCUCAGCAGCAUGUUUGGAGUCAUCGAAGGGAUCAUCACGCCUGUGGUAGACAGUUACAAAGUGAGGAAAGAAUUGGCUACUGUUCUCUGUUGUUUUCUGUCAUUUUGUAUUGGCCUGAUAUUUGUGCAACGCUCUGGAAGUUACUUUGUUGCAAUGUUUGAUGAUUAUUCUGCUACGCUGCCAUUUCUAAUUGUAGUCAUUUUUGAGAUUAUUGCUGUAUCCUUUGUCUAUGGCACAGAUAAAUUUAUGGAAGACCUAAGAGAUAUGAUGGGCUUUGCUCCCUACAGAUGUUAUUAUUAUUUGUGGAAAUAUAUUACUCCUCUAGUGCUAUUAUCACUGCUAAUAGUUACUCUUGUGAAUAUGAUAUUAAGUCCUCCUGGCUAUUAUGCAUGGAAUAAAGACAAGGCAUCUAAAGAUUUUCUGAAAUUUCCAACGUGGGCAAUGAUUAUCUGUAUAUCUGUGCUAAUCCUGACAAUACUCCCCAUCCCAGCUGUCUACUUCAUUCGUUGCUGCAAGGACAAUAAUUCAGGUAAUUUAGCCUCUGUGGCCUAUAAAAGAGGAAGGCUACUAAAGGAGCCUGUAAACUUAGAGGGAGAUGAUGCAAGCCUCAUUCAUGGAAAGAUACCAAGCGAAAUGUCAUCUCCAACUUUGGGUAAAAAUAUUUAUCGGAAACAGAGUGGAUCACCGACUUUGGAUACUGCUCCCAAUGGGCGGUAUGGAAUAGGGUAUUUGAUGGCAGAUGUGGCAGAUAUGCCAGAUAUGCCGGAAUCUGACUUGUAGCUGGGGGCAGGGGUAGUUGGCUCAGUGGGUUUUAUUUUAGUUAAUUUCUAUCAAUCAGCAUUGGCUUCAUGAAGAGAAGCCUUAGGCUUCACUCAUCAGAGGGCAAUCUUGGCUGUGAUCUUGAACACUAACAGUGAGUGUAAAUUCAGCUGGUGUAUUCCUUUGUAUUUUUCAGUUUACAUCUGCACAGGAAGAAUGUCAGACAAAGCUUACAGCAACUGAGGUUCACUUUUGUCAGAAUUUUUAAAAACAUUUUUGGUGAUUUUUCAAGUAUUUCUUUCUCUAAAAACAAACAAACAGGUGUUACCUCAGUUUCUAAUAAUUUCUGGAUGUAAUGGCAUUUGCAAUUCAAAAAUGGUGUAUACACUUUCAAAUGUAUGUUUGCCUUCAGGGUAACUCCCAAUGAGCAGCUCUGUAAGUUGGUGCCUCUCAGCACAUUUCUGUGACUGUUUUGUGUAGAUAGGCUAUACUUAUUUUGGUUGCAUUGCUACCUUGUCAGGAAAUUAGUUGAAGAAAACUGCAAAAUAUUUUCUUAUGUGAUUGCUGUAUAGUGCAAUAGUAUCAAAGAAUAAGAAGGCACUAAUAUUGGGAUGAAAGGUUAUAUUCAGGAUCAUGUGUAUGAUGGUUAUAUAUUUUGUGUGAAAUAUGUGUGAAAAUGAUGUGUGAGUCACUUAGCACUCUCAAGAAUUUUAUGCAGACUCUGCAUUUUCCUUUGCCAUGUGCCUACAAAACCUACUUGAUGUUUAUUGUGGAUUCAAUAUUACUCAUAGUAUAUUUAUACAAUAUAUAAUACUUGUAAUAUAGAUGUAUAUUAGUAUUCUAAGUACUGAUUUUAAAACUUGAAGCAAGAUGGCAUUUUAUUUCAUAUCUUUCUGUUUUGCUUCUUUUUUAUGCAAAUAUUAAUCCUUUUUUAAGUGAUUGUUAAAAUUGUAUGGCAUUACAUUUUAAGCUACAAAUAAAAAUUUAAAAUUAUA